Salvelinus namaycush (lake trout) is the source of this 5993-nucleotide messenger RNA. RefSeq names its product aryl hydrocarbon receptor-like. The record is from RefSeq and is a predicted model, not a curated record. Gene Ontology annotation, biological process: regulation of transcription by RNA polymerase II. The transcript has 11 exons. Bases 471 to 3650 code for a protein of 1059 amino acids. Gene Ontology annotation, molecular function: nuclear receptor activity; protein dimerization activity; transcription cis-regulatory region binding. NCBI's taxonomy places the organism in Eukaryota, Metazoa, Chordata, Actinopteri, Salmoniformes, Salmonidae. Gene Ontology annotation, cellular component: aryl hydrocarbon receptor complex; nucleus.
UGUUCAAAGGGUUGGGUUGGUCUACGGCAAAAUCUACCCCUUUAGAAUAAGUAUUUUAUUGUUUGUUUGGGGGUCUGGAGAGACUGGACUUCUCACGGAAAUAGAACAGGAUCGCGCACAUAUUAGGCUAUUCAUUUAGGGGAAUGUUCCUAAAUUUGCUUAAUCCCCCAAACACUUCUGGAUUUUUACCGCGCUUCUAACACGGUCGACUUUGACCGCCUGGGUCUGUCUACGUCGCGUUGCGGGAGAUCUGCGUUACAAAGAGACCUCUCUAUUUUAAAAUGUUUUUUUAUUUUACCUUUAUUUAACUAGGCAAGUCAGUUAAUUUGUUCUUAUCUUUGAAGGGAUUCACUUAUGUCUGGAUAUUAACUUCCCUUGUUAUUUGAGAACUGUCUGUGAGGAAGACAGUGAAUGUUAUUUUGUUGCUGUUUUUAAACAUUUUAUAGCCGAUUUACAGCAGAAGCGUCACCAUGUUGAGUAACGCUGGAGUCUAUGCUGUCAAAAAGCGGAAGAAGCCCGUUCAGAAAACCAAGAAAACCCCUGCUCCAGAAGUGGUCAAGUCGAACCCUUCCAAACGCCACCGGGAUCGGCUGAACGGGGAGCUGGACAGGCUGACGGGCCUCCUACCAUUCCCAGAGGAUGUGUGCUCUCGCCUGGACAAACUCUCCGUGCUCCGCCUCAGCGUUGGGUACCUGAAGGUCAAGAGCUUCUUCAAAGCGACCAUGAAGAAAAACAGUGUCCUGUUUCCCAGUGAGAAUGGGCUGAACAUUAAUGGGAUGGAAGCCACAAACUUCUCCAAGGGGGACCUACUACUCCAGGCUCUGAAUGGCUUUGUGCUGGUGGUCACAGCUGAAGGACAUGUGUUCUAUGCCUCUCCUACUAUCCAAGACUACCUGGGCUUCCAUCAGUCAGAUGUGGUCCACCAGAGUGUGUUUGAGCUGAUCCACACAGACGACAGAGCAAUGUUCAGACGACAGCUUCACUUUGCCCUCAACCCCAAGCCCUUUGACCCAGAGCAGGGAGGAGACGGCAUGGCAAGCAGCAGUGACAUCACCAGGAACAUUGUGACCUAUAACCCUGAGCAGCUCCCCCCAGAGAACUCCUCCUUCCUGGAGAGGAACUUUGUGUGUCGCUUCCGCUGCCUCCUGGACAACUCUUCUGGCUUCCUGGCUCUGAACUUCCAGGGGCGUCUCAAGUUCCUCCAUGCCCAGAGCAUGCUGGGGGAUGACGGGACACGCAGCCAGCCCAACCUGGGCCUCUUCACCAUCGCCACCCCUGUCCAGAACCCGUCCAUUUUGGAGAUCAGAUCUAAGACAAUCUUCUUCCAGACCAAACACAAGCUGGACUUCACCCCCGUGGGUGUUGAUGCCAGGGGGAAGGUUGUCCUGGGCUACUCAGAGAUGGAGUUGUGUAUGAGAGGCUCUGGUUAUCAGUUCAUCCAUGCAGCUGAUAUGAUGUACUGCGCAGACAACCAUGUCAGAAUGAUUAAGACAGGAGAGAGUGGUCUGACCACAUUCAGACUACUUCAGAAGACCGGAUGCUGGGUCUGGGUCCAGGCCAAUGCCAGGCUCGUCUACAAAGGAGGAAGGCCUGACUUCAUCAUCGCACGCCAGAGAGCUUUGCUUAAUUCUGAGGGAGAGGAGCAUUUACGCCAGAGGAAGAUGCAGCUGCCCUUCAGCUUCACCACCGGGGAGGCCCUGCUGUACGAGACCGGCCCCACUCUGGAUGCAACUGAGUUCCAAACCAACUCCCCAAAAAUCCGCAAGGUGGGGUCUCUGGACCCCCAGUCUCUGCUGGGCUCCUUACUGAAGCAAGACGAGUCCGUCUACACCCAGCCCCAGGAGCCUCAGCUACCCAUAGACCAGGCAUUCAUGGACAGCCGAGCGCUCACCAACGUGGCCUGUAACUCCUGGCAGAGUAGCAUGGAGCCCCAGGGGCCCGACGGGGAUGAUGAUGGUGACGGUCCCAGUGUGGUGAUGCAGAAGGGGGCGGUGGUGGACAUGAUAGACGCCCUGGAGAAGAUGGCACGAGAUGGGGACCUGUGUGAGGCGCUGCAGGGGCUGGACGUGGACGCGGCCGAACUGAUGGAGUGGGAGAGUGCCCUCCUCAGGCUGAGCCAGGAAUCCAACGGGACUGGGGGCGGGGAUACCUCCCCGGAGCUGGAUGACAUCAUGACCAACGACAUCUUCUCUUACGUGGAGGAAGCCUUGUUCAAGGAGAGCAGCCAGGAGAGCGGUAACCAGCCCAACUGCUCCAUUAUGGUCAACAACAACCCUAACCUAAACCUGUUCACAGAGGUGUUUAACAACAACAACAACCAGGAUGGACCAUUCACAGGAAUGGUCAGCCCUACAGGUGUCGGACAGUGCAAGCCCGGGUUGCUUGACAGCCGCAGCUUUAUCCAUAAUGGCUCCCCAGUGAACGGUCAAAUUGGUCAGGUAACAGACAAUGGACCAGAUGAUUUGGCAGGACAGAACCAGGCAGGACCACACCAGGUGUUCAACAGCACCCAGAGGCUCUCCCACUUUGGCCCCCAGAUCCCUCAGAUGGACCGGAACAUCCCCACCCUGCAGCAGCUACAGCUCAACCACAUCUUCACCCCCUCUCUGGAGCUCCCCGAGCUCACUAUCCCACACAGCUCAGGCCAGAACGGGGCUGUUACGUUUGGCACCAACAUGGCUGGAUCCUGUGCUCAGGCACCAAACAACCACAUGGGAAGCCCUCAGGGUAUCACUGGCCGAGUCCACUCUAACCAGUCACCUCCACAGUUUUUCACUCAUAAUGGCUUGCCAGCUACAAUGGCACCAAACGGACCACAGCAGAUCUCGGUUCCGCAGUCCAACCAUGUAGCACCUAGUCUGGUGGAUGGCUGGGCAUCCAUGAUUCCCAGUAAUGCCUUUGUUUCACCCCAGAUUGAAUCUAGCAAUCUCAAUCUAUCUAAUCCCCUUCCGACUGCUUGCCUUCAGGGAAACAGUGCACCAUUUCAGUCACUCAAAAUCCAGAGAGUUCGGCAGUGGCCCCAGAACCAGCAGCAGUUGCCACCCCCAGCCAGCACAAUACAGAAUGGAAUAAUGCCGAAUGGACACAAAUUCAUCCCUGACUGUCACAGUCAAGCCACAGAGACCCAACGAGUCCCUCUCACAGGCCUUUGGCCACAGAACCCCAACAGACUGUACCACCAAACCCAGCAGGGGGGAUUGGCCAAUGGCCAGCCUAAUCCAUCCAGUAGCUGCAUGUUUGAGAACAUCUCACCCCCCCUCCCUAAUGGAAACAGCCACGUGGAUGGCAUCAGGCUGGCCCCCACGUUGUCUGUAUGCCAGAGUAGGAUGGUGGACCCCCAGGACCAGAGUCCUCCACAGGGCUCUUGCUACUUCCAGUGGGGCCCCAGUGAGCCGGUGGUGGGCACGUCAGCCGUCAUCCAGGACAACGCCAGCACCAGCCCCCCGUCUCGCCCGCUGGUGGCCAACAUAACCACCCCUGAGGGCCUACUGGCCAUGCAGCAGUACCUGGCUGGAUGCAGCGGAGUCGUACAGACACAGAUUCUAAGCCUCCCUGUUAUAGACAGCAAUGGAAUAUUCUCUUUACCACCCCUUGUAAAUGGAUCCAUGUGCUUUACAGAGCACAACCAAACCAACUAUUGCAACUUCUAAACAUGCGUCACAUUGCCUUACGAGGUAAAAAUGGAGGACAGAGAGAGGAGGAAGCCAUCCAUGAAUCUAUUCAUCCUUCCAUGAAUCUAUUCAUCCUUCCGUGAAUCUAUUCAUCCUUCCAUCUGUACGCGUUCAUAGACAACCCUCUGCCUUAAGAGAUGUCUCAGUGAGGGUGUUGUGAAGACAAGCCAUCCCCUCAUCAUGUGUGGUCAAACACACCAUCCAUCUCCCCAUAUCAGUGUUUGCAGUAAAUACAAGGACUCCUUUAAUUACCCCUUGUCACUUCUGUCAGCAAUGGAACAAAAAGCAGCAACUUCAAAUUGAACUGGUUUUCUUUGUAUUUUUGCAUUGUCUUCUGUUUUGUUUGCUGAUGCCUUGUCUUUGUUUAUAUUACUGUGUAACAACAGUUUCUGUCACAACUUGUUUGUUUAAUUGCCUUCAAUGAUAUGAAUGAAGUAUGAAUCCUCACUAGUGCAUUUGGCUUGCGUUAUAAUGGAGCAUUACUUGGCUUUUUAAGGUCAUGACCAAUUCCCAAAGUGAUAUUCUAAUGAAGCAAGCCAUAUUCAUUUCUUUUUAUACGUUUGUUUCUUGUGCACUUACAUUAUAGUCGGAUGGUGAUAGGACACCAUUCAAGUUUUCACUCAUGGGAAAACAAAACAAAAUACUAAUAUUGUACACAAAAAUAAAGUCAUAACAAACGUUUUUGUAUGGAGUGUAAAUACAGAAAUUGAAUCUAUAUUCUUAUAUAAAGAUAUUAUGUAAAACAAUGUGAGUGCACUUGUGUUUAUGACUGUGAUGAAUAUGACUAUGUUUACAGCGUGUGUGCGUGUGCAAAGGCGUUCGUGUGUGUUUUCUUGUUCUGGAGAGGGAAUGAAGCAGUGUACAAAUGUCCCGUGUAGCUCAGUUGGUAGAGCAUGGCACUUGCAACGCCAGGGUUGUGGGUUUGAUUCCCAAGGGGGACCAGUGUGUAUAAUGUAUGAAAAUGUAUGGACUCAAUACUGUAAGUCGCUCUGGAUAAGAGCGCCUGCUAAAUUACAAAAAUGUAAAUGUACUUAUAGACAUUCUGAGGAAAAGAUUAUGUAUUUCAUCGAAAUGUCUGCAUUGGUUGCAGAGUAGGCAGUAUGACUAACCAUGCAAGGCAUGUGCUUUCAGAUGAUACCCCUUGUAAUGCUAUUGGUAUCCAAAUGUCAUUACAGUUUGACAAUACUCUGAUGCAGUAUGUUGAUAAUGUUAUAUCAAUAGUAGUAAACCCUUUUUUUGUUUUUCUUUGCUUUUGUUUUAUUUUGGUAUUAUCUAAACUUCACUAAGCCAUACGCUAACUUCUUAUGGUCAUAAUACAAACUGUGGAGGAAUGCGGGCCUUAAUGCUGCAUCUAUAGGAGACGCAGGAGACGUAGAAGUCCUAUAAGGACUAGUAUAGUAACCACAGUUACUGCAGACAUGGGACUAGAAGUCGAACUGCCAUGAUGACUCAGCAUAUUCAACAAAUGGAACUCCAUGUCAGUCGAUGAUUGACAGAAACAAGGCAGAUCCUCCCAAUUGAAAUGUCCCCUGACACUGAAGUCUCCCGUCAUCACUCAUCUCUUGUCUCCCUCAGAGGGCUCUGGGACUAAAUCAAUAUGGCCACCCACCUUUCAUAUCCCUUGACCUACUUCCUCAUUCUGCUCAUAUGAAAGUGCAAGACAGAUGAGAGGAAUAUGAAGGAAACUAAACCCGGCCAACUAGAGGGCCUCUCCUGGCAAACUGCUCUCACCAUUUCAGCUCUCUCAGCUCAGUAAGGCAGAGGAAAGUACAUAUAGUAAAGGGAGCUAUUCUAUGUAUUGGGUAUAUUCACAUUUAGCUUUGGCUUUUAAAUUGUAUUCAGUAAUUGUUCUUGUUGCUUUAACCAGCUGAUAUACAAGCCUUCAAAGUGCCUGCCUUGAAAUGUUGAUAAAGUUUCUUGUAUCAAAGCUUAUAUAAAAGAAAGGGAAGGAUAUACUAUACAGUAUACUGUAUAUUAGCCCUGAGCCAUGUAGCUAUUCUUUAAGCGCACUCUUCUACAGUCUUCAACAUCUGGCAGUUGCAGAGUUCAGCAUCAAUAUAUUAUGAAUAUUUACAUUUUUGCAUUUGUUGGUUGUAUGUUCGUUUAUUUGUAUGUUUUGUUAUUAUGUCUAGGGGCCUUACACCAUCUGGUAGACAUGUAUUCUCUAUGUAAGCCUUUAUUUCCACAGAAAUAUAUCAUUUUGUGUAGUUCACUUGUAUUUAGCCAAGUAUAGUGUAUGCAAUGUAUUGAUAAUUACCAACUUACUUGUUUGUUUCUUAAUUGUACAAUUCAUUUUAAUAUAAAAAUAUUCCUAAUAACUUA